Pochonia chlamydosporia 170 is the source of this 3381-nucleotide messenger RNA. RefSeq names its product response regulator receiver domain-containing protein. Bases 1 to 3381 code for a protein of 1126 amino acids. The transcript is spliced from 2 exons. The record is from RefSeq and is a predicted model, not a curated record. Gene Ontology annotation, biological process: protein autophosphorylation; phosphorelay signal transduction system. NCBI's taxonomy places the organism in Eukaryota, Fungi, Ascomycota, Sordariomycetes, Hypocreales, Clavicipitaceae. Gene Ontology annotation, molecular function: histidine phosphotransfer kinase activity; phosphorelay sensor kinase activity.
AUGGUGCGCCUUUCCAUCCGAGAACAGCUCGCAGCGCUCGUUAUUCUUGCCGUCCUCAUCGCUCUCGCUGUCGUCUCUGUUCCAACAUGGAUUUUUGUCCACAACUUUGUCACUGGGGUCGGGACCAGCGGACUGUCAUUAACUGCGUCCCUCAAGGCUGCCAGGAUCGAUUCUGAGCUCAACUUGCUACAGACAAUCAGUCAAACCGUUGCCACCCGCCUCUUGCUCCAGCAGGCAUUUACCAAUUUUUACAAUCAGAAUGAGACCGAUCCCUUUGCCGCUGCUCGCAUCGACUUGGAGAGUGCCAUGAGCACCAUUCGCUUUACCGGUCUACUACAGGCGAGAUUGUUCUCUAGAAAUGAUACCGGUGCCAAGCCUGGCGGCCUUCUCAAUGUCACCGGCACUGGCGUUGGCACUCAGACCAACAACAUACAGUUGCCAUACUUAACCCCUAAUGGAUCCAGGGUAAACCUUAGUGACACUGAGUAUGGAUACCCUCCGUCACUCUACCCGAAUAUUACAUACGAGAGGCUGGGAUACCCGAAUCCAUAUCAACCUAGCACUCCGGCGUAUGGUGCGAAUGCCUUCCCCGGAGUCAGACUAAGCGACAAUGGUGGCUUGCUGCUAGGGCCGCUCAUGAUCAAUGAGUCUUUUGCGCUCGUGUCACUUACGGUCCCAGUCCGAUCGCUCAACGUACAAAACUUCAUUCUCGGCUACAUGACGCUUAUUGUUUCGGCUGGGUCGCUAUUUCAAGUGCAAGAGUCUCGGGAGGGCUUGGGAUCAACAGGCAUGGUUCUCCUCAUAGGGCCGGCAAAUCCAUCUAACCAUUUUCUGGCACCCAUUUUCCUGGCCAAUAGCACGUACUCACCGUCACCCAGCGCCUUGUCGGCCUCGCCCGUGAGAUUUAUCCUUCCACCCAUGUCCCUAAAUGGACAAGCUGAGCGACACAUGAAGAGGGAGUAUGAUGGCGGUAACUACUCUAGUCAGUUUCCACUCUCGCACUAUCCAGGAGCUCUCAACGUGUACGCCAAGUAUAAUUCUCAGCCCAAUAAUGCCAGAGCACUAUUAUCAACCAAAAAUGAGCAAGGAGUAGCAGUCGCGGUUGGCGUUGCUAGACCUCAAUCGACCCUAGUUGACUGGGUUGUCGUAGUGGAACAAGCUGAGAGUGAGGCAUAUGCGCCAAUUGCGACACUGAGACAGAUUCUUCUUGGCUGCGUUUUUGGCACUGCCGGACUAAUAUUGCUUCUCAUCUUUCCCUGCGCUCACUUUAGUGUCCGCCCUAUCCGCCGGCUCAAAACCGCAACCGAAAAUUCCAUCUCUCCGCCUGGUUAUGAGGAAGAGUAUGAGGAUUACGAUGAGCAGAGUCCCAGCUCGGGCGGAACUCUGUCGUCCGCGUCUAUAAAAGGCUUUUUUGCCAAUAUGCGGCGGAAGUUUAAGAAGAAGCGACGAGCAAUGACGGAGGCAGAAAUCGACAACCACCGUCGGAUUUUUAAAAUUCCUGGCCGAGUUGAGGAACGAAAGCAUUUUGUGACCGACGAGCUUACCGAACUGACACAGGUGUACAACGAAAUGACCGACGAGCUGGUGAAACAGUACACGUCUCUUGAUGAAAAGGUGGCUGAGAGGACUCGCGAGCUUGAGAUAAGUAAGAGGGCAGCCGAGGCUGCCAAUGAAAGUAAAACAUUGUUUAUUGCCAAUAUUUCCCAUGAACUCAAGACGCCAUUAAAUGGAAUUAUGGGGAUAUGCACUGUUUGUAUGGAGGAUGACGAUAUUUUGCGUAUUCAACACUCUCUCAAGACGCUUUACAGGUCAGGUGAACUGUUGCUGCACCUCUUGGAAGACUUACUGAGUUUCUCCAAGAAUCAAAUUAGUCAACAAAUCAGACUCGAAGACAGAGAGUUCCGCCUUGGGGAUAUCAGGUCACAGAUUCUCUCCAUUUUUGAUAAGCAGGUGCGCGAGAGCAAUAUUACACUCGAGGUCACCUUUCUUGGAUAUGAAAGUGACGAAAAGGUCCUAAGCUCAGAUCAAGGGAGCAUAAUAAAGCGGCUACCCGCUUUGGGGCCACCUGGAAUGGGACGGCUGAGAGAUGUGUAUCUCUGGGGGGACCAGCAUCGGAUCCUGCAAGUCAUUAUUAACCUGGUUAGCAAUAGUUUGAAGUUCACACCGGCGGGUGGUAGAGUGGAGGUACGCAUGCGAUGCGUGGGGGAGGUUGACCAGCCUAACGACGAGGGAAGGUCAUCCAAGAAUAGCUCGACACGCGCUGGUCGAAGUCGGCACAGAGGAAGCUCCGGUUCUACACAAUCAUCCGUUUCCAAGGCCACAACCCAUACCUCCGCUUUCAAGGAUGGUACUACCACGGCGGCAUCAAGACUUAAAAGCUCCAAAGCAAGUGCCCACGUGAAUGUGCGAGAGAGAUCCCCGACCCCACCACGACUCAAUGCGAAGCUGUACAUGUUUGAGUUUGAGGUCCAGGACACGGGUCGUGGCAUUCCCCAGCAUAUGCAGACUAAAGUCUUUGAACCUUUCGUCCAAGUUGACUCCAGCUUAAGCAAGAAGUUUGGCGGCACCGGCCUUGGGUUGAGCAUUUGUUCACAGCUCGCCAAGUUGAUGGAUGGCUCCAUUAGCGUCACAAGCACUGAGGGCGUUGGUUCUACCUUUUGCUUGCGAAUCCCGCUCAAGCAUGUCAAGGAUCGUGUGCCAAGUACAGCAUCAAGUAGCACUCGCUCCAGAGCACCCAGUGCAGGAUCUUUGAACGGCGAUAGCCAUCGUAACUCACUCAGCAGUGCCAUCGCGAACCCUGAACAGGAUGCCAAAAAGAAUGACAUCUCUGCCAUGAGAAAAGACAACCAGCCUCGACUUGUCGGUCUCAGUACCCCAUUCUUCGCCCCAAGCCCGACGCCGCAGCCAACUAGUGACGAUCACAAGAAGGCUGCCAUCCAAAAAAUAAAGGCAGAUAAAGCCGACAAGGCGGGCCGAGGCGAGUUGCGAGUCCUGGUGGCAGAUGAUAACUCCACCAACAUUGAGGUCGUUAGCCGGAUGCUCAAGCUUGAAAAGGUAAACAAUGUUACAAUUGCAAAGGACGGCCAAGAGGCAUACGAAUUGGUCAAGGCAAACAUGGAAGAAAACCAGCAAUUCGACCUCAUCUUUAUGGAUAUCCAGAUGCCGAAUCUCGAUGGGCUACAGUCAACUAGAUUAAUUCGCAAAAUGGGAUACGAGGCACCCAUUGUUGCACUCACGGCCUUUUCUGAGGAGAGCAACGUCAAGGAAUGCAUGGAGUCGGGCAUGGAUGAGUUCUUGAGUAAGCCGAUUCGUCGACCUGCCUUGAAGAACGUCCUCACCAAAUUUGCAACUAUCCCAGAAGAAUCUGAGAUUGCUGCAUAA